This is a messenger RNA of Oreochromis niloticus (Nile tilapia), 1006 nucleotides long. RefSeq names its product transmembrane protein 223 (gene tmem223). The transcript has a single exon. Gene Ontology annotation, cellular component: mitochondrion. NCBI's taxonomy places the organism in Eukaryota, Metazoa, Chordata, Actinopteri, Cichliformes, Cichlidae. The record is from RefSeq and is a predicted model, not a curated record. Gene Ontology annotation, biological process: nervous system development. Bases 113 to 895 code for a protein of 260 amino acids.
CGUCCUCUUGCCUACCUACUCAAUAUGAAGCGUUGAACGCGAGUUACAACAGCGACUUUUAAACGCGGACUGCAGCAGUUCUUGUGCGAAAUAACUACAGCGACAGACAAAGAUGGGCUUCGAGCGGCUGCUGUGGUGUUACUCCAGGCGGUUUCGGUUCCGUAGCGUUCAGCUAAACCAGGUUGGAAACACGUCGGUGUCGGCGCACACUUCGCCUGUCGGCAGCGCGUCCUCCCGGUUUGGUGCUUCUCCCGGACUGUUGGGCGGGAUAUUUGCCCACACAGGUCCCCAGCUGGCCGUACGUCGGAGCAUGUGCACCUCCCCCCAGCCGCCCAGAGAUGUCACCUUGUUCGAGCACGACAGGACCCGCUUCUUCCGGCUUCUCUCGAUCUUCUGCGGCGGACAGUUCGUCUUCUGGACGUACUUGGCUCAAUUCGCCUACACGGGGCUCAGAGACACGGGCGGUACUAAAGAGAAAGGGAAAACCAAGACGCCCAGCACCGCCACCACGGGGCUAGCAGGAAUGUGGAGCUUUGAGAUGAACCUGGGCUCAAACACCUGGAGGUAUGGCUUCACGCUGGGAUGCCUGACAAUAGGAGCAGGCAUAGUGGGACUCGGGGCUCUGUUCUGUCGGCGCUCUGUCAGCAAAGUGGUUUUACACCAGGGUGGGAGGAUGGUGACAGUCUGCACACAGUCACCUCUGGGACCAAGCCAAGGCCGGAGAAUAACAGUCCCUCUAUCUCAUGUAGCCUGCCACGCCCACAGGCAGGAGACCACUUCCUUUAUUCCUCUCAGGGUCAAAGGUCACAAGUUCUAUUUUCUUUUGGACAAAGAGGGGACUGUGAACAACGCCAAGCUGUUUGAUAUCACCGUUGGUGCAUACAGGCCACUUUAAACACACCUGAAACAGCAGUCUACAGGUGUGUGUUCACGUGGCUGCCACACUAAUGUAUCAGUGUGUUUUUCAUCUGAUCUGUACAAUCCGAAUUAAAUGUUUGACAACAAA